This is a messenger RNA of Phytophthora sojae, 1710 nucleotides long. RefSeq lists its product as hypothetical. Bases 1 to 1710 code for a protein of 569 amino acids. The transcript has 4 exons. Lineage: Eukaryota; Oomycota; Peronosporomycetes; Peronosporales; Peronosporaceae. The record is from RefSeq and is a predicted model, not a curated record.
AUGCGGGUGUUGAUCGUGAAUGCCUACCCAGCCUCCAGUAAGCGCGGUCGUGAGCGUUUCGAGCAAUUCCGGCGCCAUGUCACGCGCGUGGUGAGAGAACUGCAGAGAGCGGAAGUCACGCGCGUGGAAAUCGAGGAGAAGCAUCGUAGUAAUCUCGACUCGUUCCUGUUCGAGCUCCACUCGGAAUUUGCUGAUCCGAACAACAUCACCAACUUCGAUCAGCUCGACUUUGUAUUCGUGGAUGGAGACGCAAAUUCAAGCCCGUGGGCUCCAAACAUGCGCAAGCUCGCACUGCUGACCAAAAUGUGCAUGAUGACGGGCAAGUGCUUUUUCGGUAGUGGCAUUGGCGCAUCACUCGUCGCCUUCUCCUGCUCCACCGGCGGCGAACAUUUGCGUGUCCUAAACAACGACGGUAAGGGGAGUUUGAUCGAUAAACUGCAGGACGUCCCUCCACCGCCGCCCGACUCCAGGUCAAUCGGGUUUGUGUCACCUCGCGGUGGAGACAACAACGUGCUGCUUGAUAUCAAGAGCGGCGACUUCUUCGUUUUCGCUGAGAAACACCACAGUUGGGUACCGAAAGGCAAUACAGGCCUUGUACUCCACUCAAGUGACAGCGCGCGCUGCUACGGGGCUCGACCUAACUCGGCUCGAGCUGGGGGAAAAAAGACAAACGUUGGGCAGAUAAGCCAACCACUUUUCCUUGCCAAACGCGGCGAGUUGCGCUGCUGUAUCCGCCUCGAAGUAGCCAACCAGCACCCAGUAAUAACCACGACAUUCCCGAGGCAGCGCGAGCUGGUUCUCAACUGCAAGAGCAAGUGGGACCUCGACGAGGAGAUUGUGAGUACAGGCGGCAACAAGUAUCGAGUUCUGAUCGAUAGCAGCCGUGGUCCGAUGCUCGUCGAGUUCGGGAAUUGUUUCGGUUCACACUUUGAAUUGGCCAGUGAGUAUCCGGAAACGCUUGCACUGCUGCGCAACUUCACGUUGACAAAGUACGAGGAGCUUAAGGUGCAUGCGCAUAUCGACCGCAGUUUCGUCUCCGCCAUCAGUGGCUCGGCCAGAUUAAAGCAGCGAUUUGCAAUGGCACAAACCAAACAAGUUGGGUCUACUCGGACCGAAGGGAUCUCGAAUGCCAAAACUAACAACACUCACCUGGUAGAAGGCCACGAAGGGAUCGGUGUGGGUCGAACGUCGCCUAAACGAUGUCGUCCCGUGUCCGCAGGCCCGUACCGUUCGAAGCCGCACGAGGCAAUAGCAAGACGCAUCCAUACAUCGAGAUCAGCGUAUCCGUCGCCAACUUCUGAAGCCUACCACACAAAACCACGUCGAGUUGUGCGCGUUCCCCAGAAGAACGAGCUGGCAAGACCAUACUGCGCACAGCAUCGCUUCGUCAAGAUGCGCAAGGAGGAGAAAUCCCUGGCGAAUGGCUACUACUCGGUUGUGAACGAUGCGCCCUAUACGAGCGCGUACGAGCAAGAAGCUGUCGCCAAGCAGCGGAGCAAGUUGAAGUGGAUGGGUGGGCCAUUCCGGACGGUCUUUGGGAAGGCGUCGACCCAUGUCGUGCCGGAAGCCAGCAUCUUCGUCAAAGACCCGUUCGUGCAGGAGAACGUGCCGUUCUACAUGACCCAACGGCGACAGCUCGAAGUCGAUGAAACCAAGAGACCCUCACCACCUCAACAGCAUAAAGUGCGACAGAAAGCGCGAGGGAACUAG